AUGAAAGAAAAAAAUCCCAAGAAAGAGGAUGAGAAGUGUGUGAGGAAGUUCCUCAGUGAAACUCAAAAGGAGAAGGAGUACAAGACAGUUCAACAGUUUGAUGGUUACUGUUUUCUGUUUAUAUCCUCAGGGUCUGUAGCAGCAAGAAGAGAUGCAGACUCGAUGGUGGUGAAUGGGAUUCUUGGGGAGUCAGUUACUUUCCCCUUAAAUAUGCAAGAACCACAGAAAAUUGAUAACAUUGCCUGGACAUCUCAAUCAUCUGUUGCUUUUGUAAAACCAGAAGUCAACAGAACUGAAGUUACUAUAACCCAGGUCAUUUAUAAAGGACGAAUAGAAGUCACAGGUCAGAACUAUGACCUGCAGCCAUGUACAGACACUCCAAGCUUCCAUCCUCACCAUGCUGUGUUGCCAUGGGGACUGGCCGUGCUCUUUCUGCUUAUUCUCAUUCUGGUGUUGGCACUUCUGUACCAUUUGUGCAAGCGAAGGCGAGACAGGAUGGUUCUGGAAGCAGAUGAUGUCUCAAAGAAAACAGUAUAUACUGUAGUUUCAAGAAAUGCUCAUCCCACAGAGUCCAGAAACCAUGAUGAAAUCCCUCAGUCCAAGAUGCUGUCCAAUAAGGAAGAACCUGUGACCACCAUUUAUCCCUCAGUGCAGCUUUCUGAGAAGAUGGGGAAAGCCAACAUGAUGGAUGAAAGACCACCCAAGACUUUGGGUAAUGAAACUCUUGUCUAGACUAGAGUGCCAGAGAUCUCGAGAAGCCUCACAGGAUUUCCUUUCCGGCCAAGCUUUCUUUCCCUGUUUUACUUCAGUCAGCCUCAGCAGGA
Messenger RNA from Mastomys coucha (southern multimammate mouse), 824 nucleotides. RefSeq names its product SLAM family member 5-like. The transcript is spliced from 7 exons. The record is from RefSeq and is a predicted model, not a curated record. Bases 1 to 732 code for a protein of 243 amino acids. NCBI's taxonomy places the organism in Eukaryota, Metazoa, Chordata, Mammalia, Rodentia, Muridae.